GACAAAGCAGACGUGUCAUUGAUCACACUGACAUCACGGACAUUCGACGGCGCAAUCAGCGACGGCAAUGUUUGGUUAAUUGAAUUUUACGCGCCCUGGUGUUCACAUUGCACCAGCUUUUUGCCAACCUACAUUGAAAUUGCGGAAGAAUUUCACAAAUCAGACAAAAGGAUCAAGGUAGCAAAAAUAAACGGCAGUGAAGAGAAAGCGCUGGCAUCAAGAUUCGAUGUUUACGGGUUCCCGACUUUUUAUGUCAUAGUCGGUUGGAGUGUGUACUCCUUUGAAGGACAGCGGACGAAGCAGAAUUUGAUAAAGUUU
Phaeodactylum tricornutum CCAP 1055/1 is the source of this 318-nucleotide messenger RNA. RefSeq lists its product with no specific name. NCBI's taxonomy places the organism in Eukaryota, Bacillariophyta, Bacillariophyceae, Surirellales, Neidiaceae. The transcript has a single exon. Gene Ontology annotation, biological process: protein folding. Gene Ontology annotation, molecular function: protein disulfide isomerase activity. Gene Ontology annotation, cellular component: endoplasmic reticulum. The record is from RefSeq and is a predicted model, not a curated record. The annotation marks the transcript as partial.